Messenger RNA from Megachile rotundata (alfalfa leafcutting bee), 2951 nucleotides. RefSeq lists its product as uncharacterized. Gene Ontology annotation, molecular function: RNA endonuclease activity. The record is from RefSeq and is a predicted model, not a curated record. Lineage: Eukaryota; Metazoa; Arthropoda; Insecta; Hymenoptera; Megachilidae.
UGAUUCAUGUAUAAGUAAAUCAGUGUGAUCUUGAAAUUAAAAGUGACUCAGAAUUGUCCUUUUAAAUCUUCUUGUUACGGUACGAUCUCAAGGCAUUGAAAUUUAACUUCUCCUAAAACAGAAAGAACAGAAUUGUUAUAUACCGUGAAUGAGCACAAAUAAAUAUACAAUCGGUGUUCGUCUAAUGAACUAGUAAGACGAAUACCGACGUUCGUUUACUUGUAUUCGUUCGCGAAUACUCAUCCAGCCUGUAAGGGCCUUGAAAACUGCUAAAAAUUAAUGAACGUUCAGGUGCAAUGUCCUUGCAGUCAGAAGUCACGGACGCGUUGUAUUUUUUGUCAACAGAUCCUUCUGCUAAAUCCCUACCACCUGCUACACGUAAAUGGAUCAGAGAUCGAUUCGAGGAGAAAGCCUGUGACGUACAACUGGACGGCAGUUUGAGCUAUGUUAUAAAGUUACUUGAAAAUUAAUUUUUUCCUUCAUCAGGUUAAUGGCUAAAUUUAAUUAAAGAGUUGUUAGUGUGCGUCAUUCUACGAGAAGUCUUUCAGUAACAGACUAGCCGUCGAACGGUGUGCAUCAAACGCGACGGAGAUUCUUAAUCACACGAAGUUAAGUUGUAUACAAUAACCGAAGAAACAUGAACAUAAAGCUGCUCCUGAUAUGCACGAUCUUUGUCUUGAUCGUGUUUGUCGACAUUGGAGAUGGAAAAUCGACUAGACGAAGAACCGGAAGCGGUGGAUGGGGAUUCGGAUCGCGUUCGAGGACGACACCUCGUCCUCGUACGUCCCAACAAUCGCAGAAUACGCAUAAUUCGUACCAGCCAUCGAAUCAAGGAAGUUCGAAUAUAGGUUGGAAUAUACCGGAUAAAAAGCCGACUGGAACUAACACUGCACCUAAGCCAUCUGCUCCUGUGUCCGAGCAUGCUGCUAAAACCAGUGCGACGAACGUGCAAUCUGGAUAUUCACCAUCAGGUGGAUACCCUCGUCAACCAGCUAGCAAUCCUUAUCAAACGAACGCCAAUCCACACGCGGGUCAGCCAUAUAAUCCUUCAGUUGGUCAAGGUUAUAAUCCUUCGGUUAGUCAAGGCUAUCAUCCCUCCAUGGGACAGGGUUAUAAUCCUUCAGUCGGAGGACACGUGCCUUAUGGAGCACCGCCACCCUACUCCAGUAAUCCAUCAAUUGGUGGAGGAUAUAAUCCUGGCUUUGGACAUCCAUCUUAUGGACAAUCUUUCAGUCCGUCGAUGGGACAAGUACCUCAACAAACGAUUCUUGUACAGUCCGCAUCGAAACCCGGUAUUGGUCAGCUCGCAAAAGAGGCAUUUGUCUUUGCUGGUGUAAGUGCCGGUGUGAACGCAGCCGUAAACAGAUUGAUACCAGGAGGAAUCUAUGGAACCAGAGGCAGUAGUUCCGACGGUGGAAGCGCUGGCCCACACACACAGAUCACUUAUAACAAUUAUUAUAACAAUGGAACUGCACCAGCUCCAGCUCCAAGUUCUGAACAAGCUCCUGCGGCUCCUGCAGCAGCCGCACCCGCAGCAGCCGCACCCGCAGCAGCUGCACCUGCAGCAUCUCCAGCAGCUCCUGCUGCAGCUCAACCGGCAGCUGAGGCACCACAAUCUGCGCAGUCUAACGCGGGCGUCAAUAAUGCACCACCAUCUCAAGAUCAACAAAACAAUCUUAACCCUCUAGGGUAUGUCACCUCUGACAGUGAUCUCAAGAAGUUCACAGAGAGUCUGUUCGAGGAGGACAAGAAUAACGCUUUCCAGCACAUUACGGUAAAAUUGCAAGGACAGAAAAAAGAUGAUAGCACUGCUGAUGAUGCUUCUGAACCAUUGCUGACCGUGAAAGAUGAAGCUUACGAGAUACCGACAGUAAAGGCACUGUUGCCCUUGUUAGACAACUACGAACUGGAUGUGAAAACCAAGGAAACCGUUACUGCUGAGGAACGGAAAGAAGAAUCUGAGUUACUUGACAAGAUUCUUGAGACUGAUGUGAUGAAAGCUACCAUGAAAUUCUUAGCUGAGAAAGGAUAUAUUCCGGAUGACGAGUACGAAUUCAAAGACUCUUUGAAACGCAUAUGGUUCUCUCAAUUUAAACGGAUCGAUGGCGAUGCAUCAAGCUCUGGUUUUGAAACUGUAUUUUUGGCUGAAAAGUUUGAUCCAGAUAUAAUAGGAUUGCACGAUUGGAUUUACUAUGCGAAGCAAGAAGCAGCUAACAAACUCAAUUAUCUUGGAUAUAUUAAGGAAGUCAAACUUGGCGAUAAAGGAGCAGUCCUAAAAGUACGUUCAUCGUUGGAUGGAAUAGUACAACCCAUCACGACUAUUUUCGUUGGUACAUCGCCUGAGUUGGAAUUCGCUUUAUAUACAAUGUGUUUCUUUACUCGUCCCAACAAUGUUUGUCCAAUUUCGCUUGGAGGAGCAGAGUUUAUGAUUAUUGUGAGCAGAGUCAACUACUUUGGAAAAGAUAUUUUGAUUUCUGCGUACCCUGACAUUUAACUUAAUUGUAACAACGUAAUACCUUUACAUUGAGUAUACAAGUUUUGUAUAAUGUGCUUUUAUAAUGAAAUAUGACCUAGUUAAUUUAACAUUACUUGUUAGCGAAGGAAAAUCAGGACUUCAAUUUUUAUUAUACAUUUAAUUGUUGCAACAUAUUGCGUAGUUCUAUUAAUGAAUUUGAUUUGCAACGUACCUCAGUGACCUUAUGUCGUCUUUCUAAUUCUGUCAGUUCUAAUAAUGGUAUUAUGGACGGUCGUCCAUGAGCGCAUCGAGUAGGGACUUUUGUUUUGUUUAGUAAUUUCAAAAGCCACUUACAUUCUUUUAAUGUUAAUGGAUCUCCAAAUUUUAUGGCUCCUACAAAAUACUCUUAUAUUACAUAUCAGCAAACGUAUAAACAGAUGAGAUUAUUAUUCUAUGAACGUCUAUUGAUGAAAAAUACAUAUUCUACUUCUUUAUA